Baudoinia panamericana UAMH 10762 is the source of this 1904-nucleotide messenger RNA. RefSeq lists its product as uncharacterized. The transcript has a single exon. Bases 146 to 1777 code for a protein of 543 amino acids. The record is from RefSeq and is a predicted model, not a curated record. Gene Ontology annotation, cellular component: Swr1 complex. Gene Ontology annotation, molecular function: ATP-dependent H2AZ histone chaperone activity. NCBI's taxonomy places the organism in Eukaryota, Fungi, Ascomycota, Dothideomycetes, Mycosphaerellales, Teratosphaeriaceae. Gene Ontology annotation, biological process: chromatin remodeling.
CUCAUCGCGCAACCGCUACGCUACAGUGCCUAUGCCUUCGCUGAAACGACGAAAAGCGCGUGCGAGCAGACCUAUAAGACAGCAUCCAAGAUAGCGAGACAAGAUCAAGCGCACACAACACAGCACACCUUAAUAAUAGCCAGACAUGGCCGACCAGCCUCCCCCACCACCUCCUCCGCACGGCCACAGCCCCCGGCCACCCGGCGGACUGCCCGACGGCAACUACGACAUCUUCAUCAUCCCUCCCCACUCCGCAGGUUCUGGCUUCCUCUACCUGCCCUCCAUGCAACCGAACCGGAAUAGCUUCCUACUCGGCGUCGCUUGCACACUGCUAGCGGUGGGAGUAUGGACGUUGGCAAUGCCGGUGCUGAAACAGUGGCUUGUGACCGUGUCGCAGAGCGGCGGAGUUGGGGUGCUUCUACUAGUCGUGGGCGUGGGAGUGGCAGGCUGGGCGUGGGGCAAGACGCAGGGAGAGAUUGGAGGAGGAGCGGACGGUGGUGGAGGUGGUUGGGGGAGAGGAGCGGGAGCGAGCAGUCAGCAGCGGCAACAUUCACACUCGGCACCUCCGCCCGAGCCGCAAACUGCACCACCACCACCACCUCCUCCACCACCGCCGCCCGCUCCCGAAACACCUCCUCCCCGACCUUCCCCACCUCCAGAGCAAGAACGUCCCAAGCCAAAGGCCAGCGCGGCAAGCGGAUGGGAAAAAGCGCGGGAAGAGACGAAGAAGCGCGAAGAAGAGCGCAAACGAGCCGAAGACCUGCGCAAAAAACGCGAGGAAGCACAACGCGUACGCGAAGAAGCCGAGCGAGCGGCCAAAGCGAAGGCGGAGAAGGAAAAGUGGGAGCAAGCGCGAGCCCGAGAGAAAGAGCAACGCGAGCGCGAAGCACGUGAGCGUAUUGCGCGAGAACGAUUAGCGCGGGAGAAAGAAGCGCGCGAACGAGAACGAGAGAAAGAGAAAGAGGCGCGGGAGAAGGACACACGCGAGCGCGAGGCAAGGGAGCAAGCUGAAAAGCAAGCAGCAGCCUCAGCGUCAGCAGCAGCCGCCUCCGCGCCACGAACACCCACCUCCAAACCCGCCGCCUCAUCACACCGCUACGAGAAACCCGCCGCGGCCUCCUACCCCGGCAGCGAAGCGGAAACACAACCACCCCCGACCUUCCGUCCCGCCUACUCCUCCUCCUCCCCUUCCACCACCCCGCAAACCAAACGCCCCGUCUACAAAGCCUCCUCCGCCUCCUCCGUCUCCGGCCUCAGCGAAUCGAGCUACGCGGCCAGCGCCAGCACGGCGCGGACCACGCCCCCGCCUUCCCAUGCGCGCGGGCCGUAUGCUACUAAAGAUCCGGAUAAGAUAUGCUUGAAAGCUGUGUACUUAUUCUCCGACUCCUUUCCCACGAAACCCAUCGCGCAAUUAGUCUCCGGCGUGGGAUCCGUAACUGACGGACUCAUCCUGCGGAUCAAGAGUGAAGGGUUAUUCAUCGACGACGAUGUCCGCGGCGUGCCGCAACGGGAAUGGGACGUCAAGGCCUGGACGCUCAAAUUAGUGGAGGAUGGUGGGUUGGGGGGCUUGCACGUAUUGAGGGCCACGGCGCGGGAUGCGGAGAGCAAGCGCUGGACGUAUGUGCUGGAGGAGACGGAGGCGUGGAAGGUGGCGGUUGGGUUGCAGAGGCUGCGGAAGGGGAGUAUGGUGCGCAGUUUGGGGGUGAAUGGGAUGAAGGAGGGGGAGGUGAGAGGGGUGUUGGGGGCGUUGGGGUGGGUGGGGGAUGGAGGGGGGUGAUGUUGAAGCGGAUGUAGGACGAGAACAGCGGGGUUGGGGGAACAAAAGUGUGGAUUGACAUGCGGGCGUUGCGUUGCGUUGCGUUACGUUGCGCCUGAACAUCUAGCGAAUCCUGCAUCAGCAAGCG